CCCUGCCCCACCUCCAACAAUUGCAUUGUGCAGCAGCCGUACCUAUCACGAGGUGCCUCAGGUUGCGCGAUACGAUAGGGCUGCAAGGUAACUCGCUCGGGCGCGUUGCGACCGACGAACUUGCUUCUAGAAAGACCAGAGAUAUUUGUCAAAGUCAAUCUCGCAAAAGAUGCUAAGGAUUGAGUACGAGCUCAUCUUCGCUGCGUCGGAAAACGAGUCGACAUACCGUCUCAGGCGCCGGAUAUCGGAUCCUUGGGAAGUUUGCGAUGAGGCUAAAGAUCUUUCCCCGUAUUCGGAUCUGCAUACAGCGCCUCCUCCGCUUUUAGGGCAUUAUUACGGUAGCCAGCGUACGGUAUACCGUUCCCUAUCGACCCAUGAAGAUCCGCUACGCGGACUGACGAAAGCGCCUUCAAGAGAAUCGGCGCAGAUUAGCGCACUCCGCAUGGGAGGCAGAGAGGUCUGUUGCUGCGCGGGUCCUCCCAUACGAUGCCAAGCAGACGGCUCACCGCUAGAUGCCCUAGAUGAGGGAAGGCAAUGGCGAUAUUCGUUGCAAUGGCACCGCGGUGCUAACGUCCAUCUUGUGCGACAUGUGGCCUUCUGGUUGCCCGGGUGCUGCGCUGCUACCCUACUCGAGCCGGGAGCCACAAAAAUGUGUCCGGUCGAGCUCGUACAAAACGUCAUUACGAGGGUUCUGAAGGGUUCUGCAGUUUUGGAGGAUUGUUUCUUCUUGGUGGUACAGAAAGGAGUCUAUCUACGGUGGAUAUCUACCUACGUGAUGUGGAGGUCUGCUUAAGCUUUGGUGGCUCAAGCACGGGGCGGUAACUUCGUCACUUCAUUAGGCCGCACCGCCGAACUGGCGUGCGAGCCUAUGGAAAAGACAUCGCCAGCAAACAUGAAAAGGAAAACAUGAGCCCGAAUUCAUAUCCCAGUGGCCGAAGCCCAGGCCGAAUGCCUGAAUCGCUGACGAAACGGAAAGAAAUAAAGGAAAUAUGUCCGUUGAGACCCCUAGUCGUACAACUACAUACCCGGCGUAACCUGGACCAGGACCAGAUACCACAGAAGAGAGAAGAAGGAGAUGAAAAAGCUAAAAGCAACGCUGGACUGAUUGAAACGAACCUGCCCGCCUCGCCAAUGAUGAACCGACCGACAGAAGCAAACG
Trematosphaeria pertusa is the source of this 1159-nucleotide messenger RNA. RefSeq lists its product as uncharacterized. NCBI's taxonomy places the organism in Eukaryota, Fungi, Ascomycota, Dothideomycetes, Pleosporales, Trematosphaeriaceae. The transcript has 2 exons. The record is from RefSeq and is a predicted model, not a curated record. Bases 170 to 793 code for a protein of 207 amino acids.